AUGUCGCAGGUCCCCUCCCUGGGUGACAAUGCCAUUUGUGUGUCCCCCGGCAGUUCGGUGUCCCGCUCGGUGCCGCAGGGACAGAACCCAGCUCCGGCCCAGGUGUCCCCGAGCGGCGGCCACGUCCCGCACGUGGCUGUCCCCGUGUCCCCGUGUCCCCAACGCCGCGUCCGCGCCGCUUCCCGCAACUUUUACGAGCGUGGCCUCAUCCCUGGGGAUGUCCCCGAGUGUCCCCAACCCUCCGGGCCACCCACCCCCUUUCCACCUGAGCGCGAUGGGGUCACCGGGGUGGCUCAGGGCACCCCCAGACCGUCCGGCGGGACCCACGCGUGGGUUUUUGGGGGUCGGGGCGGCGGUGCCAGGCGGGGGCAGAAAAAGGGAAAUUCCAGUUUUGCUAAAUUCACAACAUUUCUUUUUAUUCCACCCCUGAUUUUUAUUUUUUAUUUUUGCUUUAGGAAGAGGGAGGAAGAAAAGAAAAGAGAAGUUUUGAACAACCCAGUGAAAAUGAAGAAAAUCAAAGCCUUGCUGCAGAACAGUUUGGACAAAAAGGAGAGGAAGAAGAAGAAGGAGAAGAAGAAGAAGCACAAGAAGCAUCGACGGCGCAGCUCCAGCAGCUCCAGCUCCAGCUCUGGGGAGGAGAGGGGCAGGAACAAGUCUCAGAAAAAAGUGGAGAGUUCCUCCUGGAAGGCUGCUCCUUCCAAAAUCCCAGGAUAUGGAUUGCAGGUCAGGGACCCCCCGGGCCAGCCCAGGGCUCCCCCCCAGCCCCGGGGCCGCUCCCGCAGCCGCUCCCGCAGCCCCCCGGGCCAGCAGGGCCAGCAGGGCCAGCAGGGCCAGCCCAGCAGGAGCCACAGCCGGCAGCACAGCAGCAGGGAGGAGAAGAGCAGAGGCAGGAGCCCCUCUCCCAAAAAGAGCUUCAGGCAGCAGCAGCCCUCGGGCUACACCAGAAAGAUCUCUCCUGAGGAACUGGAGAGAAAGAGGCAGGAAAUGAUGGAAAAUGCCAAGUGGAGGGAAGAGGAGAGAGCCAACAACCUGAGGAAGCACCGCAGGGAGGAGGAGCUGGAGAGGGAGCUGGAGAAACUCGACACCAGGGAUGGGAAAUUCUUCCACCGUUUGAAGCUGGAAAGUGCCUCCACCUCCAGCCUGGAGGAUCGGGUCAAGCGCAACAUCCACUCCCUGCAGAGGACUCCUGCUGCCUUGGAAAAGAACUUUAUGCAGAGGUGAAGGCUGUGCUGGCCCUGCCCCCGGGCAGGAGCUCAGUGGAUAUUUUUUUGCAGAGGUGAGAGCUCUGCAGGAGCAAUUCCAGCUCCCAGGGAGGUGCUGGAUCCCGUCCCCAGAGCUUCUCCUCCUCUCCCCACCCUGACUGGUGUCACUUUUUUCUACAUCAUUCUGGUCACUGCUUCCUCCUGUGCCACAGCUGAAGAUUUAUUUUUGUUAAUCCUUAAAAUCCAGAGCAGAAGUGAUCCACACGUGGGGUGAUUCCGUGGAAUGGGACAGAACCACACUGUCACCUUUUCAUCCACACCUCACAGUGUGCUGAAUUUUGGUGGCUCACAGAUUUAUUUCAAUGAUCUUUGACCCAAAAGAAGCAGUUGCUGAGGGGGGGAAAAAGGGAAUGAGCAUAGCUGACACAGCAAAUAAUUCUCUGGGAUUUUGUAAUGUAAGUAAUGUGUAUAUGUACAGCAGUGUAGAUUUAUUUUGUCUUUUUAAUUAAGAAAGUUGGCUGUCGUUUGUUAAA
Molecule: messenger RNA, 1735 nt
Organism: Oenanthe melanoleuca
Lineage: Eukaryota; Metazoa; Chordata; Aves; Passeriformes; Muscicapidae
Gene: CWC25
Product: CWC25 spliceosome associated protein homolog
Exons: 8
Coding region: 1-1221 (406 amino acids)
Biological process (GO): mRNA splicing, via spliceosome
Cellular component (GO): U2-type spliceosomal complex
Source: RefSeq, a predicted model, not a curated record